AUGCUUUUUGGAAAACGCAAUAUUCUUGGGAAUCUUUUCAACGACGUGCAAUGUGAGUUUUUUUAAAGGAGCAAUGACUCAUAGAUUUCUCAUUUCUGUAAAAAAGUGACGCCAUGUCCAAAAAAUUUCGCAAACUUUGUCAUUCUUUCAAAAAAUGUACUUGAAAAACUGUGAGUUUUCGAAAAAUUCCCCCAGAGCAUCAGGACCCGGAAGCAUGAGGGAGGGGGGUUAACUUUAGGUGCAUUUUUGAAGGUAGGGGCCUUAACUUUGAGUUAGGGUGGUUAACUUUUCGAAAAUUUCGCCUGGGAGAGGGGUCCUCGGAGCUACUAGUGCAUGUAUGCUCGGAAGACUUCACGAGUCUCAUUCAUACAUGAAUUAGUCGCUCCAGAGACCCUUGAGUUAACCCCCCUUCCAGGAAAUAUUUUCAAAAAGUUAACCCCCUAACCUAUGUUUUGUGGGUUUUUGACCCCUGAAUGCAUAAAAUUCUUCAAAAUUUUCAAAAGUUAAGGGACCUACCUUCAAAAAUGCACCUAAAGUUAACCCCCCUCGGAGGCGGGUUAAAAUACAUGAACUGGGACUACGAAAGCGGAGGUUAACCCCCUCCCAGGUUAACCCCCUCCCUCCGCUUUCGUAGUCCCAGUUCAUGUAUUUUAACCCCCCUCCGAGGGGGGUUAACUUUAGGUGCAUUUUUGAAGGUAGGUCCCUUAACUUUUGAAAAUUUUGAAGAAUUUUAUGCAUUCAGGGGUCAAAAACCCACAAAACAUAGGUUAGGGGGUUAACUUUUUGAAAAUAUUACCUGGAAGGGGGGUUAACUCAAGGGUCCUCGGAAGACUUUACGAGUCCCAUUUCAGGCACCCCACAGCAUCAACAACAGAAGCGUCAAUCGAUAUUCCGUAAAUUCUCAAUGCUCUCCUCGCGUCGCUCAAUCGAUAGUCUAUCAUCAACAUUAUCCUCUCCGCGAACUCCAUCGCCACGUGGAACUUUCAGUGCCACAAACUCUUGUGAGCUGACAAUUGUAGCCGCUCUUCAGGGACAUAUUUUGACUGUGGAUGAGAUGCGAUUCUGCGCUCUGGAAAUUGGUAAUCUAUCAGAUGCUGAGAAAUUGAAGUUACUCACUUUUCUCAAAUCCGAAUCAUCGGCAAUCAUCGAGAAUAAUGCGCUGAAAAGUUUCCAAUGUGCCAGUUUGAAUAGUUUGCUUCUCGAAAAUCUUGAAAUCCUCGACGGAUUGUGGGAGAUUAUUGUUGAUGUUGUGAUUCCAAAUCUGCAAUCAAUCAUCUACACAUUAAGUGAGGUUGAUGCAAGUUUCGAUGUGCAAAAGUGGAUCUUCACAGCGUUCAGGGAUCGAGUUCUGGCAAAGGUAUGUGAUUUGUUUUUGACAUACCUUUUGAAUACAAUUCCCUUGCUUUCAGCUCCUUCAAGAUGUUCAAUCUGAAAUCCCCAAACUAAAAUCAAUGCUCACAGUGAUAAUGGUGGAAACCGAUGAUAAUUUAAACCCCACGACUCGCUCGAAAUUCGACAUUUGCUUGGGAAAAUCCAGAAAAACCAAAAAACCUUUGGAAAAAACGCGCUCAAAAACUGAUUCCUGCCUGGCUUCCACUUCUUCAUCUCCAACAAAAUCGAAAUCUGUCACUUGGUCCACAUUCAGUAGCUAA
Caenorhabditis angaria is the source of this 1652-nucleotide messenger RNA. The record is from the annotation of a GenBank genome assembly. NCBI's taxonomy places the organism in Eukaryota, Metazoa, Nematoda, Chromadorea, Rhabditida, Rhabditidae.